AUGGGCAAUUACCCAAAAGCACUUUCAUCUCAUGAGAAAGCCCUUGCAAUUCGACAACAAUCACUUCCUUCUAAUCAUCCUGAUUUGGGUGGUUCCUACAACCACAUCGGUAAUGUGUAUAAGAGCAUGGAUGAUUAUCCAAAAGCACUUUCUUAUUAUGAAACAGCCCUUGCAAUUCGACAACAAUCACUUCCUUCCAAUCAUCCUGAUUUGGCUUCUUCCUAUAACAACAUCGGUAAUCUGUAUAAGAGCAUGGGUGAUUACCCAAAAGCACUUUCAUCUCAUGAGAAAGCCGUUGCAAUUCGACAACAAUCACUUCCUUCUAAUCAUCCUGAUUUGGGUGGUUCCUACAACCACAUCGGUAAUGUGUAUAAGAGCAUGGAUGAUUAUCCAAAAGCACUUUCUUAUUAUGAAACAGCCCUUGCAAUUCGACAACAAUCACUUCCUUCCAAUCAUCCUGAUUUGGCUUCUUCCUAUAACAACAUCGGUAAUCUGUAUAAGAGCAUGGGUGAUUACCCAAAAGCACUUUCAUCUCAUGAG
This is a messenger RNA of Adineta steineri, 540 nucleotides long. Lineage: Eukaryota; Metazoa; Rotifera; Eurotatoria; Adinetida; Adinetidae. The record is from the annotation of a GenBank genome assembly.